Ricinus communis (castor bean) is the source of this 3571-nucleotide messenger RNA. RefSeq lists its product as uncharacterized. Lineage: Eukaryota; Viridiplantae; Streptophyta; Magnoliopsida; Malpighiales; Euphorbiaceae. Bases 166 to 3249 code for a protein of 1027 amino acids. Gene Ontology annotation, biological process: lipid metabolic process. The transcript has 14 exons. The record is from RefSeq and is a predicted model, not a curated record.
AACGCAGAUUCUUAUCUCUCCACAAGUUUUAACUCAAUACGCUCUAAUACGCCUCAAACUCUCUCAUUUCUCUCUCUUUCUAUCGUUGGCGCGUUCUCUUGGCUAAUAAACUUCCAAAUCAAAAAAAUUAAAGGGUUUAGAGACAAUUCAAACUCUUUAAUCCAAAUGGAAGCAUUACAGAGCAGAGUAGAAACAUGGAUCAAGGACCAAAAAUCAAAGAUCUUAAAGGUAUCUUGGGGUCCGUUACAAUGGAGAAUGAGGUGGCCACCAUGGAUUCACAGCGACAGACAACAACAGAGGAAGAUGAUUCAACAAGAGUAUGUGCGUCGAAGGAAACAACUUCACGAUCUUUGUCACGCUGUUAAGGCUGACUCCGUUUCUGAUUUGCAGGAUAUUCUUUGUUGUAUGGUUCUCGCUGAAUGUGUCUACAAGAGACCUGCUAAUGAGAUGGUUCGGGCUGUGAACAAAUUUAAAGCUGAUUUUGGAGGACAAGUUGUUUCUCUUGAGCGUGUGCAACCCUCGUCAGAUCAUGUUCCUCACAGGUACCUAUUGGCUGAAGCGGGAGACACAUUAUUUGCUUCCUUUAUUGGUACAAAGCAGUACAAGGAUGUUGUGACCGAUGUAAACAUACUGCAAGGUGCUAUAUUCCAUGAGGAUGGGAUGGAGGAUGCUGCCCAGAUGGAAGGUAUUGACUCUGGACAAGGCGAAAGUCAAAAGGGAAAUGGGGAAUAUCAAUGGACUCCCCUUGAAGCAAAGCCUAAACAACUAAAAGAUCAGUCUAAGCCUGCUGCACAUCGAGGAUUUUUGGCUCGUGCUAAAGGUAUACCUGCUUUGGAGUUGUAUAGACUUGCUCAAAAGAAGAAUCGGAAACUUGUUUUAUGUGGACAUUCACUUGGUGGGGCAGUAGCAGCAUUAGCUACUCUUGCCAUUCUGAGGGUUAUUGCUGCAUCCUCUACAUCAAAAGAAAAUGAAAAGAUUCAGGUUAAAUGUAUAACUUUUUCCCAACCGCCAGUUGGGAAUGCUGCUUUAAGAGAUUAUGUCCAUGAAAAAGGCUGGCAGCACUAUUUCAAGAGCUACUGUAUUCCUGAAGAUUUGGUGCCCCGUAUCUUAUCUCCUGCUUAUUUUCAUCAUUAUAAUGCUCAACCUUUGCCAAUGCGUUCUGAGGUUGAAACUAGCGGUCAAUCAAUUUCAAAACGUGAAAAAGGGAUGGAAAAAUCAAGCAUACAGAAGCCAAAGGAGAAUGAGGGCGAGCAAUUGGUUCUGGGUUUAGGCCCUGUGCAGACUUCUUUUUGGAGACUUUCAAGGCUUGUUCCUUUAGAAGGUUUUAGAAGGAAAAUUAAUGAAUACACGAGAAAACAAGUUGAUCCCGUUGAGACAUCUGCAACAAAUAACUCUGCUGUAACAUCUUCCAUUGAGGAUGUAGUAGCUGAACCACAGUCUCUUGAAAUCCAAGAGGGUUCUGAUGGCAUAUCUCUUAAACCAUUAUCUCACACUAAUAAUGGUGAAGCAGUGUCUGGAAAAUUAGCUGAAAAAGGCAAUGAUAAAGGCGGAGAUAGAAGGAACUGGAGUAGAGUGCCUUAUUUACCUUCAUAUGUUCCAUUUGGGCAGCUAUAUCUGUUGGGAAACUCUUCGGUGGAAUUAUUAUCAGGUGCAGAGUACUCAAAAUUAACAUCGGUCAGAUCUGUGAUUGCUGAACUAAAGGAACGAUUUCAGUCACAUUCAAUGAGAUCUUACCGGUCUCGAUUUCAGAGAAUCUAUGACAUGUGCAUGGGUGAUGGUAUUUCACCUUUCCCGGGAAUGGAGCAACUGCCUCAGUUUCCACAUUUACAACAGUGGCUUGGCCUUGCAGUUGCAGGUGCUGUAGAGCUUGCACAGAUUGUAGAGUUGCCUGUAAUUCGCACAGCCACUUCGAUUCUUCCUCUUGGAUGGAGUGGUGUUUCUAAUGAGAAGAAUGGAGAACCCUUAAAAGUUGAUAUUACUGGUUUUGGCUUGCACCUUUGUAACCUGGUUCAUGCUCGAGUUAAUGGUAACUGGUGUUCAACUAGAGUGGAGUCAUUUCCUUCAGUGCCCAGCUACUCUUCAAGUCAGGAAGUACAUCCAGAACUACAAAAGAUCAGGGUCUUGGUAGGAGGUCCUCUAAGACGACCACCAAAGCAUCCAAUAGUGGCCGAUUCCUUGAUGCCUGUUUUCCCUUCUAUUAAUGCCAACACUGAUAAUCUCAGUAGAGAGCAUAGUUUAGGACAUGGGGAGCAACUCCUUCGCCCUGAAGAAUUGAAUGAUUUUUGCAUUUUUUGUACAAGUGAUUUCACUACUGUCUCUAAGGAUGUCCAUGUCAGAACUCGUAGGGUGAAAUUACUUGGGCUUGAGGGUGCUGGUAAAACUUCUCUUUUCAAGGCAAUUAUGGGUCAACGCAGACCUACAACUGUUGCCAAUUUUGAGAAUAAGCAUACAGAGGCUGGUAUUCAAGAAGGCAUUGCUGGUGGCGUAUGCUACAUGGAUUCAGCUGGGAUAAAUUUGCAGGAGCUGAAUAUGGAGGCUUCUCGUUUCAGGGAUGAACUGUGGAUGGGAAUUCGUGACCUUUGUCGGAAAACAGAUUUAGUAAUUCUUGUGCAUAACAUGUCCCAUAAGAUUCCUCGAAGCAGUAACCCAAAUGCAUCACAGCUACAACCUGCCCUUUCACUUCUUUUAGAUGAGGCUAAAGCUCUUGGGAUUCCUUGGAUUCUUGCUAUAACAAACAAAUUUUCUGUGAGCGCACACCAGCAAAAAGCAGCAAUUGAUGCUGUUCUCCAGGCAUAUCAAGCAUCUCUGAGCAACACAGAAAUUGUGAAUUCCUGUCCUUAUAUUAUCCACAGUGCCUCUGCAAGUGCUUCUUUGUCAUUGGCUGCAGCUGAGAGAGAUUCUGGUGGGAGGAUGGGUGCUCAAAAGCUUAUUUUUUCUCCAAUUAAUCUUGUUUGGAGGCCCUUUCAAAGGAGAGACACCAUUUUUCCUGUUGAGGGUGUGAACUCACUUUGCCAGCUUGUCCACCGUGUGCUACAGAGUCAUGAAGAGGACUCUUUACAGGAACUAGCUAGGGAUAGACUUGUGGCAGAACUGGCACGGGAGAGUGCUAUGGCAAUAGAUGCAAGUCGAGACUCCCAAGCCAAGGCAUCUUCCUUGACAGCUGCGGCUGUGGGUGCUUCCCUUGGGGCUGGUGUUGGCCUUGUCUUGGCUGUUGUCAUGGGUGCUGCAUCUGCUUUGCGGAAGCCCUGAGUAUAUAUCUAUUUUCUGUCCCAUCAGUUUCUUGAUGUUGGUAGCCCAUAGCUGGCGUAAAUUGUAUAUAUAACAGAUGACACGCUGCCAUUUAUUCUAUUCUAUUCUAUUCAUGUAAAUCCAUUUUUAUCAUCGCGAUGCUUCAGCUUUCUGCUUGCUUGAAACUUCCCAUAUGGAGUGGAACAAUGCAAUACUAAAGCUCAUCAAUGCAUUAGAUGUACACAGACAAGGAGAAACAUUUAAUUUGUAUAUGUAAGUAGAUAAACAGCAGAAGUUAGAUACUUUUUGGGCAAUGGUACUUUUAAUUAUUUAUUUUGGAUCA